Amphiprion ocellaris (clown anemonefish) is the source of this 1495-nucleotide messenger RNA. RefSeq names its product tryptase-2-like. The transcript is spliced from 5 exons. Lineage: Eukaryota; Metazoa; Chordata; Actinopteri; Pomacentridae. Gene Ontology annotation, biological process: proteolysis. Bases 141 to 1040 code for a protein of 299 amino acids. The record is from RefSeq and is a predicted model, not a curated record. Gene Ontology annotation, molecular function: serine-type endopeptidase activity.
UUGAGGAUUGACUUGGAUAUCUUUAACUGCAUAGCCUUAUUUUUCAAGUAGAAUAACAAGUAGAGAGUUUAGAUGAAGAUUCUUAUUUUGGACAUCAGUAUUAUUUUGUGUUGGUGGUUUGAGAUGUUCACUGAAGACUGAUGGUACCGAUAAGAGUUUCAUCUCUCCAUCCGGUCAUAUUAAGCUGCAGCUGUUCCUUCACAGCCUGCAGAGUAACGGCGACUCUGAGCUCCAUCACAACCAUGACUUUCUGCAAACUGCUGUCUGUGCUGGUUCUGAUCUACAACACUGAGGUAUCAGUCUCCAUCAUGGGGGGGACGGAUGCUCCUCAAGGCAGCUGGCCGUGGAUGGUUCACCUCAACAUCUCAACAUACGACCGCAGAUCCAGGUGGCGUUGUGGCGGCACCCUCCUCAACAGUGAGUGGGUGCUGACUGCUGCACACUGCUGGAAUGGACUACAACAGCCUGAUUUUCGUCAAUCAAUGGUCUGGAUUGGCACACAUGCGCUGCAAAAGACAUCUGUUCGUUACAUGGCUAUAGAUGCUGUCAUCCUUCACCCUCACUUUCAUUCUCUGAGCAACGGCUUUGCCAAUGACAUCGCCUUGAUCAAGCUGAAGAAAACAGUCAUGUUCUCACAACGUGUUGCCCCGGUUCUGCUGGCCAGCCCUGAUGACGUCUUGGGUUCAUCGUCUGACUGUUGGAUCAUCGGCUGGGGGCAGAUUGGGAAUGGUGUUCGUUUACCGGAUCCAGAAAUCCUUCAGGAGGUGAAAAUUUCCCUCAUGCCUCAGACGAGCUGCGAGGUGGAGCGUUAUCAGACGCUCUCUAGGGUGGUGCUUGCAGGCGACAAGGCUGGAGGGAAGGAUUCCUGUGGAGGGGACAAUGGCGGCCCAUUGAUGUGUCGUACAGCCCGGGGCUUCGUUCAGGUGGGAAUCAGAAGUUAUGGGAGUGGAGGCAGCUGUGGUCUCCCAGACAGCCCUGGUGUCUACACUCGGGUGUCCAAGCAUCUGUGCUUCAUCAACUACUACGUUCAUCAGGGCUAAUCAGCUCAAACUUGUGGCUCCUAAUGCUGGUCAACUCUCUUUAAUUAAGUUCUCUGCAUUUUCGCUUCAAAGCAUCUUUUCUAGUGUUUGUUUUUGUUUGGAAAAUUUCCCUGACAAAAAGCCCUUUGCAUCCAUGAACACGAGCACACAGCUCUACCCCAAACAACAUCUUUGUCCAGAGGUGAGAAGCAGCUACAUCCAUUUACUUUAAGACAAAAUUCAUAUACUUAAAAUAUACUUAAUUGCAACAGCCCAGACUAACUGCACCUUUACUCACAAAAGCAAAAUGUGACUUACAGAUUGAUCCAUCAGUAUUAGUCAAUAAUAUGCAUUAAUCACGGAUUAUAAUAAUGUGUCUGAUUGGAACUUUUACUGUUGAUAUUUUUGACUUCGUGUAGUCUCUGAAUGCUAGCCUAUAUGAACUUUGUCUUUUGUAUUAAAGCUUUUAAGCAUCA